AGCAGUCACAAGGCUGGAAACAGUAAUCGGAAGUGCAGGGUAAAACUGAAACCAUAGUUUCACUGUAAUUGGCACAGAUUUGCUUAGCCCAUUGCAACUGCUCGGCUUGAAUUCGGUCGCCUUUCCAGCAUGGGCUCACAGAAGCCACUUAUUAUCCCAUGGUUAAUCAGCCAAAUUGGUGAUCCGGCAUACCCAGGCCUCAUAUGGUUGAAUGAAGAGAAGACUCAGUUCCGUAUCCCUUGGAAACACGCAUCGCGUCAGGACCGAUGUGAUGAUGACGUCAAAAUAUUUGAGGGCUGGGCUAUUGUCAGUGGUGCCUAUGACCCCAACAAGGACCAGCCUAACCCAGCGGUGUGGAAAAGGAAUUUCCGCUCGGCACUGCAUCGCAAGGCUGGAAUCAAGAUGAUUGCAAAGAAGAGCUUAGAGUCUGUUGACCCUCACAAGGUCUAUGAGAUCCAAAAAGAGAUGAGCGUGGAGAGUGAAGUUGCCUCUGAAGAGACUUAUCCGAAUAACAGCAUUAGUCCUACUUCUGACUUAUUCUCUAUAAACAACCCCAGGAGCAACGCAAGCUACAAUAUGAAUGUAAACCUGUCAGAAGGCAUGAUGCAGCUACAACUGUCCCAUACUGAAGAAGAUCUGUACUGUUCCCCUGAAGACUACCAAGCCAUGACAUAUGGAGAUCAAUACAACUCCCAGGAAAGCUGGUUCUCUGGCAUUUCAUCCCCGGAGACAGUUGUAUGUGCUGAUGCCCCUGCAUACAACGAGCAUUCCUUCAGUGCAGCCCCUGUACACGUGGGGGCACAUGCUGAAGUUAUACCGGUGGAGGUCGCCACAAAUCAUGAAAGUCAACUGCAGCAACAAAUCACUGAUAAUUUUUUCCAAGACAGGACAUUAAGGACAGAAUUUGAAGUGACUGUAUAUUACAGGGGAACCGAAGUUAGUAAAUCUGUGGUGAAAAACCCACAUGGUUUCCGCAUUACAUCGAGAAAACAAACAGUUCCGGGGAGUUACUUGGACAAUGUGGUUCUGCCAUUGCCAACAAUGAUUCCAGAUCAGGCAGUUGCGGGAGAAAUACACAAACUGUUGCAGAACUUGCAAGAAGGCGUCUUGGUCGAGGUGAAAGGAGGCUCCAUCUGUGGGAAGAGACAAGGAAACUGCAGAGCUUUUUGGAACAUGACCGAGAUGCCUGAAAUCAGUCAACCCAACCAGAUUGAUAAAAAUGACUAUUGCAUUCUGUACACGUUGCAGCAGUUUGUAGCAGACCUGACUGCAUUCAUUGAAGGCACCAGGAAGGACUCCCCUCAGUACAACAUCUGGAUGUGCCUUGGAGAAAUGUGGCCUGAUGUUCGGCCACGGAAGAAAAAAUUCAUCAUGGUACAGAUAGUACCGGUGGCAAUGAAGAUGCUUCAUGACAUGAGUUACAGUACGGGAGCCUCAUCUCUCCGUAGCAGUGAGAUUAACCUGGAGAUCUCAGACUCUCUCUCCAGUACAAAUGAUCUGAUGGCUGUUCUACGGGAACUCCAGGAGAGGAUGGACUUUGAAUAGAUUCCCUACCAAUGUGCCUGCUCUUUAACUGUGGUUUUCACCAUUGCAUAUCAUGUGGCCAAAGCCAAAAAUGGCCUUAGAAACAAAGCCUGAUACCACUAGCCAUAUAUCAGAACUGAGUCCCUGCAGCCCUACAAGUAUUACUGGAUGCGCUAGAGGUAUCAUCUGAAUAGUGACUAGAGCUUCAUCCAAAAUGUUCAUCCUUAUCAAUUUAUUUUUAGUGGGGCCCGUAAAUCUCUUGGCCCACCAGUAGUGACAAGAUCUCCUUUCUCUAUUGUUACACUCCUGAUAACCCUCCCAGCAACCAGCUCACCUCCUAUGCUUAUUUAUUGGUAUUUUCUUUGUUCAUUUAUUUUUCACCCAUAUGGUUUUUGCUAUUCAUCCCUGAAUGCCAAGGAUUAAUCCUGUUUCAGAAUUGCCUUGAAUUUGUUUUCAAAAUAAACAAAGUAAGAAGG
Molecule: messenger RNA, 2000 nt
Organism: Xenopus laevis (African clawed frog)
Lineage: Eukaryota; Metazoa; Chordata; Amphibia; Anura; Pipidae
Gene: irf3.S
Product: interferon regulatory factor 3 S homeolog
Exons: 10
Coding region: 130-1545 (471 amino acids)
Biological process (GO): regulation of DNA-templated transcription; DNA-templated transcription; positive regulation of transcription by RNA polymerase II
Cellular component (GO): nucleus
Molecular function (GO): transcription cis-regulatory region binding; DNA-binding transcription factor activity; RNA polymerase II cis-regulatory region sequence-specific DNA binding
Source: RefSeq, a predicted model, not a curated record